AUGGAGGCCGGGGACGGCGGCGGCGGCGGCCCCGGUCCCGGUCCCGGUCCCGGUCCCGGCCCCGGCGCGCUGGGGCUGGAGGGGAUCGAGUUCCUGCAGCACACGGCCGGCUCCCUGCUGUCCAGCUAUGGCUGGUACAUCCUCCUGGCCGCUGUCGCCGUCUAUGUCCUCUUCCAGAAGCUGUCCCAGCGCCUGGCGGCCCAGUGGGGCCGGCGGCCGGGAGCGGCUGACUCAGCGAUGGAUGCUGACAUGGUGGUGAGAAGGCAGGAAGCUCUGGCAGCAGCUCGCCUCAGGAUGCAGGAGGAGUUGAAUGCACAAGCAGAAAGAUACAAAGAAAGACAAAGACAGCUUGAAGAGGAGAAACGAAGGCAGAAGAUAGCGAUGUGGGAAAGCAUGCAAGAAGGAAAAAGCUAUAAAGGAAACCUGAAACUGAAUCAGCAGGAAGUAGAAUCUGGUGCCUCCACCUCAUCAGCAGUCCCGAGAUCUAAACCAACCAAAAGGCCCUUGCGAGAAGGUGGCUAUAACCCCCUGUCUGGAGAAGGAGGUGGAACUUGUUCCUGGAGACCAGGCCGGCGAGGCCCAUCAGCAGGUGGAUGAGGCUAACCUCCCUAGUGUCUCAUGUCACUAGCAGGCUUGAUCUUACCCACUGUCUAACUGCCUAUAGUUUGCUUGUCACAGUGACUUCUUUGGGACUGGGUUUAGUGCAGGUGUUAACAUCAAAACAGAUUUACAUCAUUUCCAAAUAGUAAUGAAGAAACUGAUGCCAUACAAGAAAAAUACCUGAUCCUGUUAGGAUGAAGAAAAACAGUUUUCCCUGUAGAGAGGAAGCAUUGUCUGCAGCCAGGGUGAACUGCCUGGGCUGAGAGCUGGGUUCUGUGGCUGGCGAUCCAAAAGUCUGGCCUCAGGCAAAUGUAAUUAUCUACACUCUGUGAAAUGAGGAUAUUUACCACCCUCAGACAUGUGUUACCAGAUUUGCUCUGUUUGCCUAGAAGAUACUUUCGAGGGGAAGGAUGUUAUCAUUGGCAGAUACCUUGGAUUUUAGGUUUAGGGACUUUGAGGCAAAACGUGAACUGACAGACGCCACAGACUUGCACCAAAGACCAGUUAUUUACUGCAGAAGAGUCUCUGUGACAAGCUGCUUUCAAUGAUGUUUUCCUUAUAAAUGGUACACAAACCAGUGAGGAUUACUGAUGGUAGGCAGCAGGUGGGGGGGGUUCUUGCUACCUUUUUUUUUUUAAUUAUUUUAUUUCAACUGCUUUGUAAAAACAAAACACUAUUAUUAUUAAAUAUAAUUGCAAACAAAACAUAACUCCAGUAUUUACAAUCUUGUGGGUUUCUGCAGCAUCUUUUUAUAUAGGAGGCGCAUGUUCUAGUGCAAUAAAUGCACGUAAAGGAAGAUGAGAGAUCACAUGAAAGGAUUUUCAUUUGACUACCACCAUAAACAAAAGGGUUUUUUU
This is a messenger RNA of Pezoporus occidentalis (night parrot), 1457 nucleotides long. It is a transcript of the gene SELENOS, whose product is annotated as selenoprotein S. Gene Ontology annotation, biological process: retrograde protein transport, ER to cytosol; endoplasmic reticulum unfolded protein response. Gene Ontology annotation, cellular component: Derlin-1 retrotranslocation complex; Derlin-1-VIMP complex; endoplasmic reticulum membrane. The transcript is spliced from 6 exons. The coding region runs from base 1 to 597 and encodes 198 amino acids. The record is from RefSeq and is a predicted model, not a curated record. NCBI's taxonomy places the organism in Eukaryota, Metazoa, Chordata, Aves, Psittaciformes, Psittacidae.